Danio rerio (zebrafish) is the source of this 5761-nucleotide messenger RNA. NCBI's taxonomy places the organism in Eukaryota, Metazoa, Chordata, Actinopteri, Cypriniformes, Danionidae. The record is from RefSeq and is a predicted model, not a curated record.
AAACACAAGAAGAAGACUUGUUACUGCUCAUGCGUGAAUGCGUGAGGUGUGAGCGGUUCAAAGACACUGCUCGUCCAGUUUGGUCAACUUAGCGCUAUAUUUUCAAAAAAGCGACUUGCGACUUUAUUUUGGUGUCCCUGAAGAUUUUAGCAGACGCGUUUAUAAUGUUAAGUAACACAGGAAAGCACACUGUGCCGUUAAAAAUUCUUGUUUGAAGGUCACUCAUCACAUUACAUAAGAGCUUUCACUUUCGCUUAUUCAUUCGCCGGACAAUCGGCUUCGUUUUUUUAUAUACUUUUUAAUUUCAUUUUAAUAGACAAUGACUUUGAAAGUGACAAUGAAAAUGUUAACACUCACAGCGUUUGCAUACGUCUUGUCCGGUGUGUCUGGUCCGGUUAUAGAAUCUGUGUUUGUAAAGGAGGGAGAUGCAGUCACACUAAAUACCAAUCAUGAACUAAGCCAGCAAGACAGAGUUAAAUGGUAUUUUAAUGACGUUCUCAUCACUCAAAUCCAAGGAGAUGUCAGUCAGAUCUGUACAGAUGUCCAGUGUUAUGAAAGUAAUGAGAAGUUCAGAGACAGACUAAUUCUGAAUCAUCAAACUGGAUCUCUGACCAUCAUGAACACCAGAAACACAGAUGCUGGCAAUUAUCGGCUAAUGAUCAACAACAGGGACAAGAUUUUUAAUCUUGUGAUCACAUCAAGGGAUUCUGGUGUUGAUACAGACAUGUCUGUGACAGAGGGAGAUGCAGUCACCCUACACACCGAUGUGAAGAUAAAACAACAAGAUCGCGUUAAAUUCUUUUAUAACAGGAUUCGCAUCGCCCAAAUCAGUGGGGAUUUUAUCUGUACAGAUGUUCAGUGUAAUAAAGGGACUGAGGGAUUCACAAACAGACUAAUGCUGGACAAUCAGACUGGAUCUCUGACCAUCAUGAACAUCAACACUGCAGACUCUGGAGAAUAUAAACUAGAGUUCCUCAGAGGCAGCAGUAGCAGCGAGAAGAACUUCAAUAUUACUGUAAUUGGCGUUUCUGAUGCUGAACGAGAAGAAAAGAAGUCAGUGAUGGAGGGCACAUCUGUCACUUUAAAUGCCAGUGUCAUAAAAAAUCCACAUGAUGUGAUAACCUGGACUUUUAAUGACAUUCUCAUUGCUGAUAUCAGUGGAGAUCAGAGUCAGAUCUGCACUGAUGUUCAGUGUAAAGAGAGAUUCACAGACAGACUGGAGCUGGAUCAACAAACUGGAUCGCUGAUCAUCACUAACACAAGAAGUACAGAUGCUGGUGUUUAUAAACUACAGAUCAUCCGCAGUCGAAGUAAAGUCCGUCGCCGUCGCAGCAUCAGUGUCACCAGCAUUUGGAGCUUUAAUGUUUCUGUCAUUGAUUCAGGCCUGUCUGCUGGUGCUUUAUCAGGAAUUCUUGUUGCAGCAUUUUUUCUCUUAGUGGCUGCAGUUUUUACUAUUACUGUGAUUUUCAAAACCUGCAAGACCCAGGCACAGAAUAAGUUAACAGGACAAUGGGUUGUAGAAGAUACUUCUAAUCAGACUGACACAAUGGAUGGAUUCCAUAGGACAUGUUUUAACCAUCAACUGCAGUUUAUAACUCUAAUGGAGGGCUACUACAUGAGCAGCUAUGACAACUGGGCACAGGUUGUAUGUGUCUUUACUUGAAAAUAACUUCUAUAUGCAAUUGAGCCAUGAGUUUUGAAGCAACCAUCAAUUGGAGUGUAUGUGAAGUGAUGUCCAGUCAGAUUCUGCAGAUGAGGUCAAGUACUGAACAACCAUGCACUGGUAAAGCUACUGAAACGGAAAGCCUGUGUUCCAUGCAGAUAAGUUCUCAAAAAACAUACUGACCUUGUCCCAGUAGACUGUCUGCAUGGACUGAAAGACUGGGCUGAAAGUAGACAUUGAUGAGUCCCUCCGCAAUGAUGUAGACAUUGGGACAGAUGAAGUGUACUUAAGACUUGUGACUGAAGGUGUUGUGCUUGAUUCACAUGGGGCUUCUUAGCGUCAACUCUUUCCAUUCACUUUGGAUGUGUGACAUCAAGCAUUGCCCAACCGAAUUGUGGAUCUGAUGCGGCGCUGCUUGCUGCUGAAGUUCAGAACUGCCAAUAGAAGGGUUGACCAAUUAGAUCUGUUUAUGCAAAUAACCAAGCUCAUACAGUAGCCUAUUGCGGUCUAAUUUCAGAAACACCCUCUGUCAAGCGUUGACGCUGAUGCCCUGUGUAAAUGGACUGUUACUUGAGUUCUUCAGCUCUACUCUUAUUUAUUUUUUAUACUUUUAUUUUAAAAAAGCAAAAAAAAAAAAAAGAAAAGAAAAUUGUCUAUGAUUGUUAUUGAGGAACACUGCUUUUUUGAAAAAUUAAAAUUAAAUUAAAUUAAAACUUUUUAUCCUAGCUUAGCAUAGACCAUUGAUCUGGAUUGGGCAAUUAACAUCUCAAAGAAACAUUCACAAAACAGUUUAGAUAAUUUUCUUAUUCUAAACUAAACUCUUUUGUAAUCUGACCGAAAAUGAAAAGUUGCUAUUUUCUAGGCCGAUAUGGCUAGGAACUAUACUCUCAUUCUGGUACAAUAAUCAGAAAACUUUGCCUCUGCAAGUACAAUAAGAUUAUGCAAUGCCUGAAAAUAACCAAUUUAUGCUAAGCUAAGCCAAUAGUGCUCCUGCUUGACCCAGAGGUUGGCUAAAUGUUUAGGGAGUGAGUCUCGAGGACCGAAACUGGAAAAAAAUUAGCCAGUUUACAAAAAAGCUGUGUUCCCUCAAGGCCCUCAUAUACUUCAACUAAGUAAAUAGUAAUAAUAAAGUCAUUUCAAACUAGUUUGGGCCAAAAAAAAAGAUGUUCGGAGCCAUUUCAGAAGUCCAAAACAGAAGACUGACACUACCACAUAAUCUGUCAAGGUCAGAUGUCUGCUAUAAAAACACCAGAGAGCUACUAACACUGACGUUAUUUUUAAAACAUCUGUUUACUAUACUGUAUCUACUGUAAACAAAGAAAAAAGUGCUGUAACCAAACUUGAUUUGAAUGUUGCUCUCACCAGCACAAACAGCAACUGUAUGGUAAAUGCAGUACGGUCUACCAUAAAACCAUAUUUCAGUCUACUUAUUGACUUUAAAUGAAGAGCAAAAAAAGAGCAGAGAAACAACAUCAUCAAGAUUUUUACCAAGUAUUAAUGUAAAAUUACAUCUUUAUAUAAUAUUGACAUCUUGACCACACUACAGAUGAAAAUCUUGCAUCGGAUGAUGGUGUACUUUGUUGCGCUAUGUUUGUAUUUUUUUUGUUUAUUCAUUAUUUUGUUUUUAUCAAAGUUGUAAAGUGUUGUCUGCCUCUUAUUUAAUGUUUUUGUAAUGCCAAACUACAUCAUUUCAUGAGGAUGAAGACCUGAGAGCUGUUAGGUAAGGAUUUCAUCAUUGUCUGUCUGUCUGUCUGUCUGUCUGUCUGUCUGUCUGUCUGUCUGUCUGUCUGUCUGUCUGUCUAUCUAUCUAUCUAUCUAUCUAUCUAUCUAUCUAUCUAUCUCACGUUUUUUAUGUAUUUGUAUUCUAGAACAAAACUGUUGGUUUUGAACCAUGUUUUUGAACAACUACAGACUAGAGUUUACUACAAAAGAAGUAUGUUUGCUCCAGUUUUAAAUGUCAUUUGGUUUGUAAGUGAAUGGAAAAAUAUUGCUAGUUCUGCCUUCUCGCUCAGGUUUCUCUGGAUAAACGGGAUAAAAAAAGCAAAUCUUCUACCUGCUCAACAGAUCUUGGAUUAUGAAUACCUAAGAGCUGUAAAGGAUCAUUACUGCUCUUUGACUGAAAUCAUCAUGUUCAGCCAUCUCUCAUGUUCUUGGAGAACUACAGACUGAAGUUUACUACAAGUAUGAAUUUCCUGCCUGCUCAACAGAUCUGUGAACUUUCUGCAUCAAGCAACAGCAAGGAUUUUAGGGUGUCAUCAUGGUGCUUUCUUGCAUACAAGGACAUUUCUUCGGUGUGUUCCAAAUAUAUACAGUAUGAGGGCAAUUCAAAGUUUCAGAACACACCCACUCAUUGGGUAAUCACCAUGGACAGGGGUCACUAAAAUUGUUUCUGGAGGGCCUAUAGGACUACUACCUCUAGAGCUGCAUUCCAUUCUAUUUUUAUAUGCCUUCACUACCCUCCUUUAGAUGCGUGCCAAUUAUUACAUCACAUAAGAGUCCACGACUGGUGAAACGUCUGAAUAGUUUUAAAUGUAAUGUACUAAACCCUUGAGCACUUUGGAACUAAAGUGUUGUUGCUUUCUGAGAUAUAUUGGUGCUGGAGUGGACAUAUGAAGCAGACUCGCUCCUAUAAUCAAAAUCAAGGAAUGGAGGGUUCUUCAAUGUAAGCAUUCCUCGUUCACUUUAGGAAGUGAAACACUUCAAAAUGGUGUUCCCUGUGGAAACAAGUAAAGGGAAGUUUGCGAGUUUGUUUCUAAAAGUGCACUGGAACACAGCCUUUGUAUACUUGAAACUUCCAGGCAAGUGUGAUGAGGCAGCUAUAAACUCUGCAGGAACACGGCCCUCCAGGUAUGAAGUUGGUGAACCCUGCUCAAAGGUGUUUAGGUGCCAAAACGAACUGCCCCGUGAAGUUUACUUUGAUGAGCUGUUUCAAACUGCCAAGCAUCCCAAUUGGAACUUUGUUUUGUUGGAUUAUGUUCAUAAUUACUUUGAUGCAUUGGAGAUUCAAGCAACACCUUCCCUCAAAGCCCUCAAGUACUUUCUCUUGUUUUUUUUGUUUUUUUUUUUUUUUUCAUUUUCGUUAGGAGGCAUUAGUAUGGAUGUUAAUCCCAUUUAUUUUUUUCUCCUGUUUAAGCUAAUGGGCUAUAUGUACUAGGGUUGGUUCAAUAGAUGAUGCCAAUGUCCAUUGCCGAUGGCCGAUAGACAUCACGAUGCUGAGCCGGCAUCACAAUCCUUUGCCCCACCACAGUUGCAGCAGCAAUCCGCUCUUGAAAAAUACACACUUAUUCCUCAGAUACUGUUGGUUGUUCACCUUUUUUACGAACCAAGUUUUUUGACACCAUUAUAACGACACAGAUCACUCUGCCUAUUCAUGCCUGGAAAAAGUGAUUGACAGGUGGUAAAUUAUGUGUAAUUUAUCUUUAUUUAUGAUUUGGUUAUGGGUAAAACAAAGACCAUGCAUGUCUGUUAGCUAAAACAAUAGAUUACAAAUAAUUAAUUUGUUAUGAAUUAAUUAAUUAUUAAUUCAUAAUUGAUUUGCAGCCUAUGGCAACAAUGCCAUCGUCCACCGCAAUGUUUUACAUUAGACAUUGCACUUAAUUGGUCGACAUCGCCCAACCCUAAUAUGCACAAGGGCUUUUAAUUUUUAGUGAGCCAGCUCAAGCACUUCCGGUGAAUUGUCAUGCCAGUAUAAAAUCACAGCGUUUAUGAUCUGCUUUCACAUACGCCACUGCCUGAUUUGUUUACAAUAUAAUGUGGGCCUCAGACCAAACAAGAAGCACUGAAUUCCAUAGAUCUGCACAAUGUCUUUUGAAAAUGUCUGCUGCUAAACGGUCUUCCAUCUCAUUUUGCACUUGAACAACUUAAUGAAUGUGUUAGUCUAUUUAACUGACUAUAUUUCAAUUGUUAAAACAUUGAUGCUGUUAAAGGAAUCUUAUGAAUCACAUUAACCGUUUACCGGAAGUUUAUCUGUGACAGAACACUUGCUGACUGUGCAUAUAGCCCAUUAGAGACAGUGCCAAUUUUCUUUAACUUUGUUCUGAUUUUUUUAAUAGAUUAGUAAGGGUUUUUUUUCUCUCAUAUUACAAAAUAAAAAAAAAA